This is a messenger RNA of Rhopalosiphum padi (bird cherry-oat aphid), 7125 nucleotides long. Its product is annotated as MATH and LRR domain-containing protein PFE0570w-like. Lineage: Eukaryota; Metazoa; Arthropoda; Insecta; Hemiptera; Aphididae. The record is from RefSeq and is a predicted model, not a curated record. Bases 684 to 6656 code for a protein of 1990 amino acids. The transcript has 45 exons.
UCGGAACUUGAUAUUUCGUACCGGUCGGUUAAGUUGGUAAACCCUUUUCAACACUUACUCCGUUCAUCUCUUUUGCACUCAUUCCACUGUAGCAUCGUCUCUUCUCUCUUUCAUUUGAGCCUCAUGACUCGUUUGUGGUUUUAUUUUUAUUUUUUUGUCUCGUUCUCUUUUAAUCACAAUAUACCGCAUUGCCGCCGCCGCCGGUGUAAAUGUGUGAUACUGUGAUAGCGGCAAGCGGCUAUUGAGUUAACUACCGAGUUUAUACUUUAUAGUGUGAAUGUCGGUCUUUGAUAGUUGUAUCAGUGUUGUUUUGAAUUGCAUCAUUAUUUGCCCAGAUGAAUAUUCAAAUUUGUAAUUUUUGUUAGUUAUUACUUAUAUUAAUAUCCUCUAUAAUAAUGCUUUUCAAAUGUUGGUUAUAACAUACACGUCUGUGAAUUUAUGACCUGUUAGUUCGUUCAAAUAAUAUAAUUAGUGUAGGUAAACGGUUAAACGUUUUCUUACGUUUAUCCUCAUUUCGGACGAACAUGUGGAUUUCAGAAUUUAAACGCAUAAUUUUCUUCUGAUUUUUCCUUGUCGGUGUUAUACUACUGUCGUAACUGCAAUAACCUCGUGAAACUAAAUUGGACUUUACAUUUCAAAAACUUUAUUUUUUUGUGCUGCUACUGUGAAAUUAAACUUCAACCAUGAGCCCAAGUAAUAGUAAAUUGUCACUAAGCUGUGAGUCAACAUCUUGCAUUCAAAAUGAAAAUGGAAAAAGGACAUUUUUAACAUCAAUUAAUGAUGUAUUUGACGAUGAAAUUUACUAUAAAAGGAAAAAGUCCAUUAAACAUUCUCAAGUAGAUAUAAAUAAUGCAGUCUUAUCAUCCAAUGGUUAUAUGACAAGAAAUAAAUUAAAAAAACAACUGACCAAUAACAGUGAAUCAAUAGAAUCAACUGCCAAAGAGCAUAAAAGUUCAAGAAUUAACAAUAUUAGAAGUAAACGAGGAAACGCUUGUAAGAAUAGAAAACCUUCAAAACAAAUCUGUAAAAAGAAAUUGCAACCUGGCUAUAUUUUUACUAAUGAUAUUUCUUAUGUAUACCCCGGAAAACAACUAGAUACUGAAUACAAAAAAAGUAUUCCUUCAUUAUUUGAAUCAGAUUCUGAUUCAGAAAUCGAUAAUUUUCAGUUAAAUUAUAUAAAAAAUGAUGUUAAAGAGAUAUCCACUUGUACUUCAGAUCCAGAUAAUGUUUAUUCUAUUUUUAACAAAAAUGUUGAAAUGAGAACUUAUUUUAACAAAAAAUCAUAUUUUUCUAACAAUAAAUCUAAUAUAAAUUCUUUAAACACAUUUGAAGAAAGUAAUCAAGAACCUUCAAGAUUAUCUAAUAUUGUUAAAAUGGUUAAUGGCUCUAAUUUAUGUAAAAGCAUUUCACAAAAUAAUAGUACAACUAACAAAUCAUUGAAAGGCACAGGUUCCUCAACAAAAGAAUAUGUGCAAACAAAUACUGAGGAUGAUGAAAUUAUUAUUGUUACUGAAUCAUUUAUAAGACAAUUAAAUAAUGAAGAUCAAAUAAUAAAAACAGAAUCUCAAGAGCAACAUAAAGAAAACGAAGUGGUAUCGAAAAUACUCUCUACAGAUUAUGGAUGGAACAAAAAUAAUAUGUGCACUGUUGAUACUAAUAAUAUUGAUAAUAUAUGUAAUAUAAACUAUGAUUCAUCGAUUUGUUCUGAUUUAUUACUAAAACAAAACGUGGAUGUUAUUAAUGAAUCAGACAAAUGUACACCAUCACCAUUUAAAACUAAUAUUGUUGAAAAUAGCUUAAUGAGUAUUUUUGAUGAACCCGAAGAGAACAUAUUAGUUGAAAGUUAUACUAAUAUAAAUGAUAGUUUAAUUAAUUAUUCGGAUUUUAACAGUUCAACUAGUAUUUCAGAAAAAAUGAUUGAACUGAGUAGUUUACAGACUUUUGAGUUUGAUAAUAGUAACUCAGUUUUAGAUCGAUCUAUAGAAAAUCAUCAGACUUCUGAAAAUGUUUUCAAAGAAAAUAAUGUCACUUGCCAUCUUCCUUUAGAUCAGAUUGGAUCUAAUUCAAUUACUAAUCAGUAUUUUCAUACAGUAAUUAAGGAUGAAAUAAAAAUAAAAUCAGACUCUUUUAGUAGUAAAAUAAAUAACAUUUGUCUACUGAAUAAUGACAAUUUAAGUUCUACUAAAGAUAAUUAUUCAAAAACAAAUAAAAAUCUUGGUUCAAAAUGCUAUUGUAAAAAUUUUUCUAGUUUUAACAACAAUUAUAAUAAGAUAUUCAAUUCUAAAAUUAAACAUUUUGCAUUUAAUAAUAAUGCUAAAAAAGUACGUCAAAAAAUAUUACAUCAAAAACAUAUAGAAGCCAAUAUUUUAAAGAUACUUAUUACGCAAGAGCACAAAAAUAACAUUCAAUCAAAAGAACAUAUACCAAUUUUUGAUUCGAUUUCAAUUAAUAAAAAAUAUGAAAAAUAUAUUAAUUUAAAAGAGAAUGAUCACAUCAAACCAAAUAUUUUAAGUAUGCUUAAAGAUGUCUAUGUGGAUGUAGAAUACCUUACUGAAUACUGUGAUUAUAAUACUAGUGAUAAUAAAUUGCCAGAACCACAAAAAGAUAUCAAAUUUAAUAUUCAACCUUCUAAAGCUAAAUCAGUAGACAAUAUGAUUAUGUUUAAAAACAAUAGUGCUUCGACAUCAAAUAAUACAACAAAAAAUAAACAAAUUAAUCUUAAACCUUUUCAUGAAAAAGAUGACAAUUCUAAUAAAAAAGAUAUAGUUGAUAAUAUUUCUACUUCAAAUAGUUCAACAAAAAAAUAUCCAAUUCAUCUUAACCCUUGUGAUGAAAAUGAUGUCAACUCUAAUAAUAAAAACGAAAUAAUUGAUAAUGUUUCAAUGUCAAAAAGUAAACCAGUUAAUGAUAAACUUUGUGAACAAAAUUAUAUCCCUUGCAAUAAAAAUGAAAUAGUUGAUAAUGCUAUUACAUCAAAUAAUACAACAAAUAAAUCAAUCAAUACUAAACUUUAUAGUGAAAAUUAUGUCAACUUGAAUAAAAAUAAAAUAAUUGAUAAUGUUUCUUCAUUAAAUACUACAAUGCAAAAUAAUCUAGUCAACUGUAAACCUUGUGAUGAAAGUUACGUUUAUUUUAAUAAAAACAAAAUAAUUGAUGAUGCUAAUAUAUCAAAUAGUACAACAAAAAAUAAACCAAUACAUUUUGAAAACAAUGUUAACUUAAAUAAAAACAAAAUUUUUGAUUAUGUUUCUAUUUCAAAAGGUAAACCAGUUAAAGAUAAACUUAAACAAAAUUAUAUCCAUCAUAGUAAAAUCAAAAUAGUUGAUAAUGCUUCUAUGUCAAAUAAUACAAUAAAAAAUAAUUCAACGGGUAUUAAACCUUAUGAUAAAAAUGAUGUCAAUUUUAAUAGAAACAAAAUAACUGUUAGUACUUCUAUAUCAAAUAGUCUAACAAAAAAUAAAUCAUUUAAUCAUGAAUCUUAUUAUGAAAAUGGUGUCAAUUUUAAUAAAAACGAAAUAAAUUAUGCAACAACUAUAAAAAAAAAUUAUUUUGAUUUUAAUAGUCAUAGUAAUUCUCCUGUAGUAAAUGCCAAAAUUGAUUCUAAAAGUAAAAUCAAAGUUGAAGAUAAUUUUAACUAUGAGACUGCUGAUAUAAAAUAUGAUUUAAAAACUGAAAAAUGCUCUGGCCUUCAAAUGAAACCAUUUGACAUCUGUAAUUUAAGCGAUAACACUGUAUUAAUAAAAGAAAACAAUGAUUCUAAAGAAGAGUUUACAAUGGAUGAAGUAAAAAAUAAUAUUCAAUCAGAAAAUAUUUUGUCAUCAGCCAAUAUAAAUAUCAACCACGGGUUAACUCAAACAAAAAUAAUUCAUAUUUUAAAAGAUAAAAAUAAACCAGUUCCUGCAUUAAUUGAAAAUGAAAAAGAAACAAAUAUUCUAAAGAUAUUUGAACCGCCUCAAUACAAAAACCAUUUUGAUACAACUGAUACAAGUGAAACUAUUAGUUCUAAAGCAGAUCAAAUUUUUCCUGCAUUAAUUGAAAAUGAAAAAGAAACAAAUGUUCUAAAGAUAUUUGAACCCCCUCAAUGCAAAGACCAUUUUGAUACAACUGAUACAAGUGAAACUAUUAGUUCUAAAGCAGAUCAAAUUUUUCCUGCAUUAAUUGAAAAUGAAAAAGAAACAAAUAUUUUAAAGAUAUUUGAACCCCCUCAAUGCAAAGACCAUUUUGAUACAACUAAUACAAGUGAAACUAUUAGUUCUAAAGCAGAUCAAAUUUUUCCUGCAUUAAUUGAAAAUGAAAAAGAAACAAAUAUUCUAAAGAUAUUUGAACCACCUCAAUACAAAAACAAUUUUGAUACAACUGAUACAAGUGAAACUAUUAGUUCUAAAGCAGAUCAAACUUGUCCAAUGUUACCACAUAUAUCUGAAAAUAAUGAGCCUAUUAAUCAUUUAUUUGACCUACCUGCUGAUGAUAAUUCUUUCUCGUUAAAUAUCAUUAACUCUAAUGAUGAUUUUGAUGAUGAUGAUGAUGAUGAUAGAUUAUUGAUUGAAGAUUUUGAACAAAAUGUUGAUGGCAAUGUUAGUGAAAAUUCAACUUCUAUCCUUAAAUUAGCUAAUAUUGCAAACAACGAAAGAACAAUAAAUUGUUUAUCUUCAGCUGCGAAUUCUACAACAGAAAUCAAGCUUUGUGAAAAUAAGUUAAUAAAUCCGAAAAAGAAACAAUUCUCUGAAAUAAAUAGUAUCAAAAAUGAAAAAGGUAUAGUUUUCCAUUUGAGUAUAAUUAUGUCAAAAAAAAAAUGUGAUCAAUCUAAUAAUUAUGAAAACGCAAGUUUAUUAAAAAAAGAUAAUAAUUCUUUAGAUGAUUGUAUAUCUAUUGAAAAGUGCAAUGAAUUUUAUAAAAUAAAGUCAUUAAAUAAAAACACUGUUAAUAAAAAUGAAUCUUUACCAAGGAAUAUCAAAGAUAUAUUGAAAGAAAUGUAUGUUGAUGAAUUGUUUAUAUCUACAUGUCAACAUAUGAAUGACUUUUAUAAUGAUGAUCAAUUAAAAAAUGAUUUAUUUUUUCAUAAUGAUGAAUAUCAAAACACAAAAACUGAGAAAUUAGACAGUGAUAUUAUAAAGGAAAAUGAUUUAAAAAACAUACAUCCAGAAUUAAGGCAAUCAAAUUCAACCAAAAAAAAAACAAUAUUAAAAUCGGAAAUCAAUGAUUGUAACCAACAAAAAGCACACAUUAAACCUACCAUUAAAACACAAAAAUCUAAUUCUUUACAGAAUCCAAAAAAUGUUAAAAGUAAUAUGAAAAUCAGGAUUCACUUAAGAGAAUUCAUACUAUCAAAUAAACCACUUAAUGUAAUUUUAGAAUCCAAAGAAUUUAGAAAUUUAAGAUUUUUUAGUGAGGAAGAAAUUGCAGGUUCAAUUGGUGUUUUUAUUUUUGAACAAUCAAUUUGUCCACCAAUAAUAACUGGAUUGUCAGUCUACAAAGAAAAUUAUGAACAAUUAAAAAAUGAAGAGAAAAAUAAAAUAUUGGCGUCUACAAAUUUAAAUAUUUCUUGUCCAGAAAUAAUGAAACUAACCUCAAUCACUUUAGCAUUAGUAAAAAUGUUGAGAAGUGAUACAUUAAUUGAAACUAUCUUAAAUGUUAUUAGAAAAAAUGUAUUGACAAAGCAGAUGAAUACUAAUCAUAAAAUUGAUGAUCAAUUAAUAAAACAAACAGUAUACUUUGUUGACAUUUGUGUUAGAACAAGAAUGCUGAAAACUCUUCAAAUAUUUAUUUUUGAUUCAAUGGUUUUUUUACCUAACAAAUAUUGUUGUACUAUAUUUAUAUCUUUGCUGUUAUGGAAAAAUUGUUUGCCACGAAGUAUAAAUAAUGAAGAAGACCCAGUUAUUAUAACUGCCAUAUCAUACUUAAUUGCAAAAACAAAGUUUUAUUCUGAGGAAACUAUUGGUUGUGAUAUUUUCCAAAGAGAAUUAAUCAAUUUACUUUCUUGUCAUUUCAAUUACACAUUUACUAUAGAUAUACCAACUAAUUUUAUUCAACAUAAACACAAACCUGAUUUCUUCGUUUCUGUAGUCAUGUUUUUAAAAUGUUGUAAUCCUAAAGACUUAGUAGAAUUCAUGAUCAACUGUCUUUUUCCCAUGAUUGAUAAUUAUCUGAAUACUCAACAAAACGAAAUGUAUGCCAUAAAAACAAUGGAAUCAAUAAACAUGACAAUGAAACCAUUUAAGAUGACUUGUAAUACUACUGUAGCCACUUAUCUAAAGAAAUGUAAGGAUCCAAUAAAUGGUGCUAAGAAAAACGGAAAAGAACAUAUUUAUAACACCACCUAUAAUAGUUACAAAAUAUUGCAAAACAAAUUUAUUGAAUAUCUGAAUGAUAGCCGACCUCGUUCUCAAUGCUUUGAAGAGUCCCUGAUGUCAAUCAUUCUAAUGUUUGGAUCUGUAGAUUAUCUCACUAGCUGUUUGAGUCUAAUGCAAUGGAAACCAAAAUUUGAAUUGUCUGCAAUUUUAUCGGAAAAAAUUGUUAUAUUCAAAUCAAUUUUAGGUCAUGUAUGGGAUAAUUUGUGUGCCAUAGACGACAUUAAGACAUUGAAGUGUAUGAUCAAUAGCUGCUUGUUGAAUAAAGAUGUAUAUCAUACAAUUGUGCAACUGCACAAUCUUCGUUAGCAAUUGAAAUAACUUGAUGACUUUAAUUAUUUUGAAAAAACUACAUGACUGACAAUGUCUGUGAUAUUUUAUUUAAUUAUCUUUGAAUUUUUAUGGUAUAUAUACCAUUUAUGUAAUUAAUCUAAUUUUUAAUUGACUUAGUAAAAAUGUAUGAUAAUGGUCAGUGUGCACUAACUAUUAUUAUUAUAUUAAAGUUACGUAACUAUUGUUAAAUUAUAAUUUAUAAGUAUGUUUAAUCCUUAAUGUUAUAUAAAUUUUCUUUUCUGGUACUAUUAUUUAUGUUUAUUUCUUUAAGUGUGUCUUUUAAAUAAAUAAGUUUACAUUAAUUUCAUUAAAUAUAUUCUUGAGUAUUUACUUAAGUGUUAUAAUUUAUAAAAUAUACCAAUUGUAUUGUUAUUUAUUAUUAUUAUGUAUGCCAUACAACUUUGUUAAUUUGAAAAUUGAAAAUAAAGAAAAUAAUUUGCUACUA